Lottia gigantea (owl limpet) is the source of this 669-nucleotide messenger RNA. RefSeq lists its product as hypothetical. The annotation marks the transcript as partial. Gene Ontology annotation, molecular function: cell-cell adhesion mediator activity. Lineage: Eukaryota; Metazoa; Mollusca; Gastropoda; Lottiidae. The record is from RefSeq and is a predicted model, not a curated record. Gene Ontology annotation, biological process: homophilic cell-cell adhesion; dendrite self-avoidance; axon guidance. The transcript has 5 exons. Gene Ontology annotation, cellular component: axon; plasma membrane.
UAUUUAGGUGGUGUAGCCCGGUUUGAAUGCAAUAUCAACUCUGUACCUCAACCGUCAUAUGUAUGGCAGAAAGAUGGAAAUAAGAUACCUCAAGAUAAUAGAUACACUACAUUCUCCUCAGGUGUUCUACAAAUAACUAACCUCAAAUAUGAAGAUGCAGGAUUAUAUCGAUGCAUAGCAUAUAUAUCAGGGAUUGGUGAUGGAAUAGGAAAUAGACAUUUUAAGAUGCUGGCUCCACCACAAAAUAUUACGGGUAUAUAUGGUGAAACAGCUGAAUUAGAAUGUUUAAUAGAUGGCUAUCCUCUACCAGGUGUCAUUUGGACUCGUAAAGGUAUGACUUGGAUUUUUUUUUUAUUUUAUGGCUGGUUACGAGGUGACAAACUAGUGGUAUUAUCUGCUAAUCCCAAUCACUCAGGCUACUAUCAAUGUAUUGGUGAUAAUGGUAUAGGACAAGUUAUGUCAACUGGGUUAUUGAAGGUGUUUAAGAAAGAAGUUCCUAGUGCACCAACCAAUAUAACAUGGGAAAUAGUAUCACCUGGUAUAGUGGAGAUACACUGGCAUCCACCAACAGAACCUAAUGGUGUGAUAACAUCUUAUAUUAUCUUCUAUAAUAUUGACGAAUCUUUACCUGAUACCAAGUGGAACAAUGUCACUCAAAAUGGUAAGUAA